AUGGCAGGCUCCCCCCCAUUGGACAUGGUUUACGACUCCUCAUACACCGACUGCCGUUUUCGAUGGGACAAUGAAGACAUGCGACAGAAACCGGGAUCCGCAAAGGAAAUCAAUUUUGGAUUUUACAAGGCUGUCGGAGUUCAAAACCUGACUGCGGCCACAAUAGCCGAGGAGAUCAAGGAGGCUAGGGAAAAAAAUCCAGAAGGUGUAUUGAUUGCUGGCUUUAGUAUCGAUAACAUGGCACAUGUUGCGGGAUAUUUGAAUUUCAAGGAUUCGGCUGUAACGGUCAAGUGGUUUGAGGAUGAGGAUAAACUUCCAAGUAUCUUGGAGAACUGGAGAUACCAUAAACAGUCGGCUUUUGGUUGUCCGGUUCGGGAUGGAAUCAAGCCAUCUGACAAAGAGUUUGGUGCAGAAAAGCUUUUCAAGUUUAUCAUGAAUUUGACGCCAAAGCAAACCGCCUGUGUCAUUGGUGACAAAUUCCCUGUCACACAUGUCAUGUUGGAUGUGAAAAACACACAAGACGAUCCUGGCUUCAUAUCGUACCUCAAUGCCAUGCAUCGGGUAAUUUCCACUUACUCUGAGCAUUUCCCUGAUGAUACUCCGACAAAUCCCAGAGAAAUCCACAGUCGGGAGAAUUGGUAUCGGGCCCUCAUGACCUUGAGAGUAUACUGGUCCACGCACAGAGAGGCAAGAGCUCCACGCAAGAAGAGUCUGGUUGUCAGAGUAGCAGUCAAACCAUUAUGGAUCGAUUUGGACCAUGUGAAAGGAAAUGGCAGUGCUGAUGUAGAUGAAAAUGCCGAUUACGCGAAUUACAAGGAGAAGGAAUUCGAUGACAUAUUCAACCUAGAAAACGACGGAAGUGUGUGUGGAGACGAUCAUGGAGAACAUACAGAGAAUUUCAACGUUCAAGAAGUCGAGAAUUUACACAUACAACUUAACAGAACUGGGGAUAUCUCAAAGGAGGCUAAGGAUAGAGCGCAGAGAGCCAACCGACAAGAACGAAAGCCAGUGACGGAAGAGCAAUUGAGAGUGUACAUUUCCAAUAUGCGAGAGAACAUGAAGAAAUGGAUGGCUGAAACAAAGGCUGUGGAGGGUCCCACCAAGGAUAUCGCGAGUGACACAAUUUCCUGA
Messenger RNA from Sclerotinia trifoliorum, 1131 nucleotides. NCBI's taxonomy places the organism in Eukaryota, Fungi, Ascomycota, Leotiomycetes, Helotiales, Sclerotiniaceae. The record is from the annotation of a GenBank genome assembly.